GGACGUCCGGGGGAGCGCGCACGCAUCCGGCCCGCGGUUCGCGCGCAGGUCGGUGCGUCGGUCGGGGGCGCGCUCGGGUAACCUGUACCCCGUCUAGUCGCCGGUUACGAUCGGACUAAGUUCCAGAGGUGACUCAUAAAUCAAGUUAAAAUGUCUCCAGAAAUUGCCUUGAACCGAAUUUCUCCAAUGCUGUCCCCAUUCAUAUCCAGUGUGGUCCGGAAUGGAAAGGUGGGACUGGAUGCUACAAACUGUUUGAGAAUCACGGACUUGAAGUCUGGCUGUACAUCAUUGACUCCUGGACCCAACUGUGACCGCUUCAAACUGCACAUACCGUAUGCCGGAGAGACAUUAAAAUGGGACAUAAUUUUCAAUGCUCAGUACCCAGAGCUGCCCCCUGAUUUCAUCUUUGGAGAGGAUGCCGAGUUCCUGCCAGACCCCUCUGCUCUGCACAACCUUGCCUCCUGGAACCCCGCGGACCCCGAGUGCCUGCUGCUUGUGGUAAAGGAGCUGCUGCAGCAGUACCACCAGUUCCAGUGCGGCCGCCUCCGCGAGAGCUCGCGCCUCAUGUUUGAGUACCAGACGCUCCUGGAAGAGCCUCAGUAUGGAGAGAACAUGGAAAUUUAUGCUGGGAAGAAAAACAACUGGACUGGUGAAUUUUCAGCUCGUUUUCUAUUGAAGUUACCAGUAGACUUCAGCAACAUUCCUACAUACCUUCUCAAGGAUGUAAAUGAAGACCCUGGAGAAGAUGUGGCCCUCCUUUCUGUCAGUUUUGAGGAUACUGAAGCCACCCAGGUGUACCCCAAGUUGUACUUGUCACCCCGAAUUGAGCAUGCACUCGGAGGCUCCUCAGCUCUUCAUAUCCCUGCUUUCCCAGGAGGAGGAUGUCUCAUUGAUUAUGUGCCUCAAGUGUGCCACCUGCUCACCAACAAGGUACAGUACGUGAUUCAAGGCUAUCACAAAAGGAGAGAGUACAUCGCGGCUUUUCUCAGUCACUUUGGCACGGGUGUCGUGGAAUAUGAUGCAGAAGGCUUCACAAAACUCACUCUGCUGCUGAUGUGGAAGGAUUUUUGUUUUCUUGUACACAUUGACCUGCCCCUGUUUUUCCCUCGAGAUCAGCCGACUCUCACAUUUCAAUCUGUCUAUCACUUUACCAACAGUGGACAGCUUUACUCCCAAGCACAAAAAAAUUACCCAUACAGCCCCAGAUGGGAUGGAAAUGAAAUGGCCAAGAGAGCAAAGGCUUAUUUCAAAACCUUUGUCCCUCAGUUCCAGGAGGCUGCAUUUGCCAAUGGAAAGCUCUAGGAAACAGCAGUGUUGUGAGGCGGCCAACGAUACUGCUCGGUCCACAUGCGUGUCAGCACACAGGCCGCUUCCGGGAAGCUACU
Messenger RNA from Acomys russatus (golden spiny mouse), 1385 nucleotides. It is a transcript of the gene Babam2, whose product is annotated as BRISC and BRCA1 A complex member 2. The transcript is spliced from 12 exons. Bases 151 to 1302 code for a protein of 383 amino acids. Gene Ontology annotation, biological process: double-strand break repair. Lineage: Eukaryota; Metazoa; Chordata; Mammalia; Rodentia; Muridae. Gene Ontology annotation, cellular component: BRISC complex; BRCA1-A complex. The record is from RefSeq and is a predicted model, not a curated record.